UUUCCCGAGCGUGAAUAGCGCGCGGUAGCUGUUCCGCAGUCUCACCGAGCACUCGGUAGACUUCGACAAUCCUUACGCAUAUAGACAUUGUUUUUAGUGUUUAUCCGUCUGCACACGCGGUGACGACGGCACAUGUUGAUUUGAAGUAAGGGUGCACGUCCUCGCCCCAGGUUCGACCACUCGAGGAGAGGACAAGAGUGCGUUUAUCGUUGCUUUCUGCGGCGUCGUUGGCAGAGGGAGAGAGAAAGAGUCGCUCGUACGUGUACACGCUACUUUGGUUCCUUCCAAGUAGCACCAGCAACAAGCAGCUUUUGAAAUCGUAAACGGUGAACAAGUAAAGUAGCGGACGAGUAGUGACUUGACUGACGGAGGCAUUCCGUAAACUGCAACCAGAGGAUAACAGGCCUCUAGUAAUAAUAUUGCGUUUGGAGAGUUUUUGAAAAAGUCGUCAAAAUUCCGGUCCCCACAAGGAAACCAGAAGGCCCCCAAAAAACCGGCGGGAGAAAUCCACCAACUUCUGGUGAGGAUAGCUAUCACGAUAGCAAAAUGAGCAGCAAAAGAAAGAACCGUCCAAACCUUACAAGAUCUCCACGGGCUCGAGGUCCGCAAGACCGCAGUGUCAUAGCGGAAGGAGUUUACAACAAUGCUCAUUUUAUGCAUGCAAUUACAAGCCAUGUGGGUAACACUGUUCAGGUUCAAACUCAAAAUGGUUCAAUCUAUGAAGGUGUUUUUCGAACAUUCUCUAGUCAAUUUGAAGUUGUUUUGGAAAUGGCUCACCGAGUUGAAAACUCUGGAAAGAUGAAUGUUGAGAGUGUUGUAGAAAAAUUGAUCUUCAAACCCCAAGAUAUAGUGAUGCUAUCUGCCCUAGAUGUUGACUUGGAAUAUGCGGUAAGAGAUACAUUCCAAACAGACACAGCAAUCAGCAAAUUUAAUGGUGUUCUGAAGGGAGAAAAAGAACUUGAACCUUGGGAUGCUAGUACUGAUAACGGAAAACCAACAAAUGGGGCCAGUUUGGAAUUAGAUUCCUCUUCAAAUGGUUGGGAUGUUGAUGAAAUGUUCCGUGAAAAUGAGCAAAGAUUUGGUAUUCAAACCACGUUUGAACCAAAUUUAAGUCAAUAUACUGUUCAGCUGCAGCGCAAAGAUACAAAGGAUUACAAAGAACAAGAAAAGAAAGCUGCGGAAAUAGCAAGCGAGAUUGAGUCUCAGCCAGAUCAUAGAGCUCGUUUGGAACUCGAAAAUGGCGAUGAAGAAGAUAAAUUCGCUGCUGUUUCUCGGAGCAACGAAGGUAAAUAUGUUCCUCCAGCAAAAAGGAAAAAUGGAAAUACCGGCAAGUUGAUGCGUACAACUCCGCCACCACAGUCACCAGGUUCGGCGACGAGUAAGAACGCGUUCAAUCAGCCUCCAGCGUCUACCAACACCACUGUAAAUGUUCCUCCUUCAAGCAACAUUCCAGCUAAUAUGCCGUCACACCCACCCGUCGUGCAACACGCGGUACCUAUGAAUAUGAAUGCAAUUCCAAGUGGCAUGCCCAGCGGAGUUGUAGUCUCGUACAAUCCGCCACCUUUUGUGCCUGCACCGUCUUCUCAACCACCCCCGCCUGGCCCUGUGAUGUCGCAGGGCCAGCCUCCAUCGCAAGUCACUUCGAAUAUUCCUCAGGUACCAUUUUCUGGUCCACAGCAACCACCCAUGAACAAAAUAAGUAUGGAGAAACGUGAACGUCCUAGUAGACAACAAGUUUAUCAAUCAGACAAGGCGCCACCUGCGCCUUUCCCUGGUGCUCAUGUGGUGCCUCAGCAUCCUCAGCAGUCGCCACAACCCCAGCCACCGUCGCAUGUUCCCAUGCAACAACAGCAACAAAAUGUGGCAGAUGGUCCUCCCUCUCAAAUGAUGCCUCCUAAGGAGCAACAAUCACAUAGAAAAGCACCAAUUCCGAGAAGUCGAGAUGAUCAGAAUUCUGAACUAAGACAAUUUCACACAGAGUUUAAGUUGGCGGAGCCACAAGUCGGUCAGGAGCAACAACAGCAGCAGCAACAGCAACAACAGCAACAACAACCACAACCACAAUCGUCACUCGGUAGAAAACCUCAUCCUCAAGAAGCGCAUUUACCGCAAGGUCCUCCAAUGGGUCCGCCACAUCAUCAACAAGCACAUUCACACAGUACGCCACCACAAACGGUGCAGCCAACACCUGCAUCACAGCAGCAUCAGCCACAUCAACAACCUCAUCAACCGCCUAUACAAGAAGAGCUGGUAGUCACAAAUAAGCCUCCACCAGGCUCGAUACCAGUUCAAUCAACGAGUCCACAGCAGCCUCCGCAGCCAUCUCCAUCUCAGCAACAGUCGCAGCCACCGCCUCCAUCUUCGCAACCUCCACAGUCUCAACCGCAAAAUCCACAACCAACGCCGCCAACUCAGCAAACACCACCGGAUGUUACUGUCGAAAAAAUAGCAAAUUCCUUUAAAAAUUCCACGCUUAAUCCGAAUGCUAAAGAAUUUAAUCCGAAUGCUAAACCUUUUACACCGCGAUCUCCGAGUACACCGACACCAAGUAGACCACAUACGCCUCAAACUCCACAAUACGCGCCAGCAACAAUGUCCUCUGCAGUCGUGGUACCUGCAUUUAUAAUGCAAAAUCAACCACCAGGCGCAUUCACGCAACAACCAACUCAACAAAUGACUAGGUUCCGGAAGGGAAGUCAAUAUUUAGUACCUGUGAUGCAACAUCGAGGGCCCGACGUAGCAUCGCAGAUGCAGGUGGCUGCGGCAACGGGACAGCCACUGUUGGCUCCAGCUCCGCUACAUCCGCCAUUCCAGUUGCCUUAUUCCGGACAACCGAUUUACGGAGCUCAAGCAGUAAGAAUGGUGCAGACGGCACCGCCUCCGCCACACCUCGCCGCAAAUCCGUAUCAUCAUCAUCAUGAAUCUCCGGGCCCUCAAGCUCCGGGACUACAGUAUAUGAAUCCGCACGCCCAUCCACAUCCCCAUGUUGGUCAACAGCCACCGAGUCAAACUCCGUCACCGGCCAACCCCAAUCCACCUCAUACGCCCAGCGCUUACAAUCCUCCAGGUACACCACAGCCCUCGUACCCGCAACCACCACCAAGUCAUGCACCAGCGGGCUAUCCUAUGAUUUGUCCCAUAAUUCCGCCGCAUUUGCCUCUACCACCCCAACAUAUGCAGUACAUCCCACAGCCUCAGCCACCACCAGGCCAGCAAACCAUACCCGUCAUCAUGCCGCAUAACCAGUAGUCCCACGCCUUCCCAGGCAGACAGCAGCAGCAACACUUACGAGAAAGCCAGCGAUAAGGAUGCGCACAUAUACAAACAACACAUACGCCUGGGUAUAUACAUACGUAUGAGAGAAAACGUGCUCUCGUUGGCUCAGGAUACAGUGCCGCGCGGGUUUAAAUCUGCUAGUGCCGGGAAGUGCGGAAAAAUAAACAUAGAACUUUAUCGAUAUAAAUAUAUACAUAUAUAAAUAUAUUAUCAUUACGACGGAAAUCGUAACACCUGCGGAAAUAUUAGCGAAAAUUUCCAAGUCACUUUUAUCAACGUUGGACGAUUGCGGCCAAAAUGAAAAAUUUUCUGUUAUACUUUCUACAUCUAUCUACGUCUAUACCCGUACAUCUCCACCUUCAUAUUUUCAUUUCUGUUUUUAUCUUCCUUAUCACCUCACUCUCAUAGACUAUCUACUUAAGUUAAUCAUCACACUCGUCUUUUGAUCUCUCCUUUAACUUUCCUUCUUUCUCUCUCUCUUUCUCUUUUAUUUUAUUUUUUCUUCUCUUUUUGGCUCGUGAGUGAAACAGCGACGGAUUUUCACUCUUCUACAUUGACAUAAUACAUAUCUGCUCUCAAUUGCUUCUGAGGUAUAAGAGUCUCUUACGAAAUUUAUUAUUAUUUUGUGUUCAUAAGAGGAAAUCACUUUAAACGUCACGUUAAAAAGAACUAUAACUCUUGCAAGUGGCUUUCACUGCGACUAGGUAUAUAGUAUAAUUAAAAAACUUGACGCCCGCAGCUUACGUGCAGUUCUUAAACUGCGUUGUAAAAAGCUCGUAGCAGGGAAAACAAAUGUUCUCAUUUUUAAUUGAAACAAGCAGAUAAUGCUGCUCGAUAGAUGAUAUGCUAUUCUGCGAAUAUAUAGGAAAGAAAAGCAGAGUAGUGAGAGAGGAUGUGAAAUCGCUCGAAUGAAUACACAAGGUUCGCAUACAAGCUUCCAAUCCGGAUAAGCUGUGUAUACCAAAGCUGGAGUGACGCAAAAUAUUAGGAGAAAGGGAAAAUGUCAAAUCACAAUAAUGAUAUUUGUCAUUUUCAACGAUAUGGUGUUCUGAGAAGAAAAUCUUUGAUCAUAACAUUCUAAAUGCCUUUUUAGAAAAAAAGUUAGCUGAUCAAAAUAAAAAAAUUCAGAACACACAUUUGUGUGACAGUUUUUUUUUUUUUUUUUUUUUCUUUUUUUUUUUUUUUCAAAAUAAAAAAAGUUAUUAAAAUUUAUCAAAUUUUAAUAAUAUCGACAUCAAUUUGAAAUUUAGAAUCUCCUUCUUAGCUUAAGAAAAGAGAGGCAGAAUAAAGAUAGUGGGAAAUUAAGGAAGGAGGAAAUGGGAGAUCAAAUUUGAAAACGUAUGCGCAUUGAAAUGUUACAUCUUUCAAUAUGGUGAAGUGUAGGUGAAGUGUACGGUAUUACAACGGGGAUGCGAAAGAAUUUGCACACUCCAAAUUUGUUGAUAUUGAUUUUUGUUAUUAAAAAAAAUACGACUCACGUGAUAAGAACUUCGAUGCCUGUAUUUUCUAUCGAACGCUAAAAAAUUGAUAGACACGCAAAUGAUAUCGCUAUUUCGAGUUCAAUACAGAAUAUUGCCAACGAGAUAUAAAGCUUGUACACAGCUUGUGUCACAAUCGUGAAUAAUUUUCUUGUCGAGAAAUAAACUUGACGCUUGAAAUAUGUGAUGCUUUUAUACAACGCAAUUAAUAUCCGAUAUGUAUAAAAUUGCCAUUUUUCUAGGUCAUCUGGUUCAAAAUCCUUUUUCUAUGCAUGAACUUUAGUUAUUCGUUUGUUACGCAUAGGUCAAAGAAAUAAAACAUAUUUUUCAGAAUCAUUUUAUUUCUGCAGGCAUGCAGAAGAGAAAAUUAAGCGGGUUCAAUUACUUUUCGAAUAAUUUGCUUAUUUAUUCAUUAGCAGAAAACAUUCACAUUUCAGUGCAAAUUAAUACAUAUUUUGUAUCAAAGCAUGUUGAAAUAAAAAUAAAUAUCUCGAAACUUAUAACUGUUUAUGCAACCGAACAAUCAUGGUUGAAGUGUGCGAUAUCAAGAUAUUAAAGAAUGGAACAAUCUUUUACGGCCUUAGACCUAGUCGAGUAUAUAGAGUGAGUGAGAAAAUCAGGAACAGACAGAAUAUCACACAGCGUGGCAUCGUUACACAAAUUUUAUAUGGAAGAGAUUUAAAAAAAAACCAUCAAAUAAAUUCAUUAAAAAGCAAUAGUUCUGCAUCCUUUUCUUUUGUUUUUAUGCGUUUCAUUCCUUAAAAUAGUUUAAAAAAUGCGCUGUCCACUUAAUGAUUUUUUAGGUAUACAGCAUAUAAAACGCAUAAAAAAUAUUUUAUUGAUAAAAAGAAUAGAAAAUAUAAAUUGUAUUUUUUUGCUUUAUACUUAAUACUACGAAAUUAAUUAUUUACCAAUACUUAAAUAUUAUUAGUACACAAUAACUCAUUUACAACUUUUUAUUUAUGAAACCCUAAAUAAUUUCAUCUGUCGUAAUUUUUGUUGCAAAGUUUUUGUUGAUGAUGUAUUAGAUUGAGCACAUACAGAUACAAAUGGAAUUAAUAUUCGAAUGUUCUGACUUCUUUUUUCUUUAAAAAUUGCAAAUACCUGUUUUUGCAGCAAUUUUUUCCUUUUUAAUGAUUCA
This is a messenger RNA of Phymastichus coffea, 5895 nucleotides long. RefSeq names its product ataxin-2 homolog. NCBI's taxonomy places the organism in Eukaryota, Metazoa, Arthropoda, Insecta, Hymenoptera, Eulophidae. Gene Ontology annotation, molecular function: RNA binding. The transcript has 11 exons. Gene Ontology annotation, biological process: cytoplasmic stress granule assembly. Gene Ontology annotation, cellular component: cytoplasmic stress granule. The record is from RefSeq and is a predicted model, not a curated record. The coding region runs from base 547 to 3249 and encodes 900 amino acids.